Suhomyces tanzawaensis NRRL Y-17324 is the source of this 659-nucleotide messenger RNA. RefSeq names its product 60S ribosomal protein eL22. The coding region runs from base 181 to 543 and encodes 120 amino acids. The transcript is spliced from 2 exons. The record is from RefSeq and is a predicted model, not a curated record. Gene Ontology annotation, cellular component: ribosome. Lineage: Eukaryota; Fungi; Ascomycota; Pichiomycetes; Serinales; Debaryomycetaceae. Gene Ontology annotation, biological process: cytoplasmic translation. Gene Ontology annotation, molecular function: structural constituent of ribosome; RNA binding.
CCAUGAGUCAUCACGAGCUUUCCCUCAAAUCUAGGGUUGAAGCCCCAAGUCACAAAUCCACCCGCGUCAGUCUGAGUGUUUAGCGCACGACUUUUCGUCCCAUCGGCAGGUCGCCCUGCAAGGUAUAUAUGUUCGAGCGACAAAUUUGUUCAUCUUUUUCUUCAUCCAACAAUAAUAGAAAUGGCUCCAAUUACCAACAAGAAGGCUAAGGCCGCUAAGAAGUUCGUCGUUGACACCACCGGUCCAGUCGAAAACGGUGUUUUCGACCAAGAAGGUUACGUCAAGUACUUGGUUGAACACAUCAAGAUCGAAGGUCUUGUCGGUAACUUAGGUGACGACAUCUCCGUUUCCUCUGAAGGUAACAAGGUUAUUGUUGUUUCCAACGCUAAGUUCUCCGGUAAGUACUUGAAGUACUUGACCAAGAGAUACUUGAAGAAGAACCAAAUCAGAGACUGGAUCAGAUUCGUCUCCGUCAAGCAAAACCAAUACUCUUUGCAAUUCUACUCCGUUGCUGACGAAGAAGAAGAAGAAGACGAAGAAUAAAUUAUUUAGCUAGUUCUAUACUAAAUAAAUAGUUUAUUUCUUGGUUUUGUUUUAUACUUUGUUUAUUCGGGUUUUAGGUUAAUUAAAUGUAUCUUGCUUUAUGAACGAAAACACUG